UUUACUAUCUGUUUGCCGUAACAGCCAGUAUUCACGUACUUGGUUCCAUCAACUCCACUUGGCGUGUUAACGGACCACGCCAUUUGUUUAUCUUGGAAGCAAGCCAUAUUCACGAGUGCCUCAAGUGACCGUCCCUGCCUGCAAAGCUCAAGACACAGCCGUGCAGUCAUCACUAUAAGGCAUGAGUCCCACUUUUGCACUUUCUCACAGCCACACCCUAGCUUCAUAUAGGUGCUCCAAGCCUGUACCCUGGUUCUGGCCAGUCGUGACGCUUGCAGUCCCGUUUUUUCUCGCUACACGCGUUUCUGCGACCAUCGGAGUGCUGCGACAAGUCGAAUACGCUGCAAGCGUCGCACGUGCCGUCAAGAUGGCGUCAGACACACUCGGCGGUGCAAGCGACGAGGGAGUUUUCAUAAAGACGAUUCAUGGUCGUGGCUGCCUCGAUUCCGGCUGCUGCUCAAUAGACUGGUCACAGCGGCUCCGAGUGAACUCCAACUGUCCCACGUGGGGCUGGCUCAAGUGGAACUCCGACGGCCCUUUGAUUGUGAGCCAGCGUCCGCUGUUCAGGGGCUGCCUGGAAUGCGAAAACGCCGAGCUGGGAUGCGUGGCCCACGUCUCCCGCUGCAGCGGUCGCCUCGACCAGCAGUGGCGGCUCAAGUUUGCCUCCAACUGGACCACGGUGUUCGGCGAACCAGUGUUCGCCAUCGCCAGCUUCUACUCUCCCGAACACUGCCUCACGCUCGUCAACGGAGGCGGCGACGGUGACUUCUACGCGCUCCAAGAGUGCGCCACUCCUCGGCCUUCAGAAUGGCAAGGCUUCUACGUGGUGCGAAACCCCCUCAAGCGUUAACCACAUCGCGCUCGCAAGCUGGCGUCACGAAAUCUCGUAGUACCGUCUGAGAAUAAAGUCAUCACACACAGUC
This is a messenger RNA of Rhipicephalus sanguineus (brown dog tick), 923 nucleotides long. RefSeq lists its product as uncharacterized. The record is from RefSeq and is a predicted model, not a curated record. The coding region runs from base 182 to 850 and encodes 222 amino acids. Lineage: Eukaryota; Metazoa; Arthropoda; Arachnida; Ixodida; Ixodidae. The transcript has 3 exons.